AUGGCCUACGAACUGAGCGAGUCGAGCGAUGCUGACGAUGAUCACCGGGGCUUCCUUGUUGAGCUACCCGAGGACGCCUACGCGGCCAGCAUGUCCUGGUUUGUCGAUGCAGUUCACAAAAUGGAGAUGAAGGAGGCCAUGUUCUGGGCACCACAAAUACUUGCACCCUGCGUAGCUCUUGCAGCUGCUCAGAUAGCCAUUGUGGUUUUCGUGUGGAGGGCCGUGGAUCGUAUGGAUCCUUGCGCUCCGCGCGCUCACGAGCUGCUGCAGGUCAUUGGCGUUGCGGUGUUCGUCGGUGAGAUGCUCAACGAAGGUCUGGAAGCAAUAAACACGCUGUAUUGCAUAUGGAUGUCGACCGAGAAUCUCGGAUGGUACUUUCGCGUCUUGUUGACUGCCCUUUUCGUGCUCCCGAAGGCGACAGUUGUGGUUUUGCUCACGUUCGUUGGUUCCAAGUUCGUUCUCAUGGCUGAGGAUGACGUUGAACUCAUCCUAAACUGUGUUGCGCUGACCUUCGUGAACAGCAUGGACGACGUGAUGUUCAACAACAUCUAUGCUCUGUACGACGACGAGCUCGCGAAGUGGUCGGUGUUUUUUGAACGUAAGUCUUUACGGUCACUGGAGCUACAGUUGCUCGUAGCCAGGACAUGGUUAUGGGCAGCUCUUAUCCUUUGGAUUCUGCUGUCCCAACCUGCAGCACAAUGUUGA
This is a messenger RNA of Symbiodinium natans, 705 nucleotides long. The record is from the annotation of a GenBank genome assembly. Lineage: Eukaryota; Dinophyceae; Suessiales; Symbiodiniaceae.